AUGAGCUCGCUGAGCUGUGGGGAAGGUGAGGAGCCCGCCUGCCAUGCCCCCUUCCUUGUGGGAGCCCUCCUUGAUGGCGUUCCAAGUGAAACCUGGAAGAAGAUGGCAGUAGUGCCAGGCUUGGAGCACCGUCUCCUGGGUGGGAGCCCAUCAGCCCUGGGGUCUGCUGGUCCUAGAACCCAGCGGUCGCCCAGCCGAGGAGAGAGGUUCUUGCUGAAGUCUGGGCCCCUGGAGCCCAAUGCCCCACUUGGGGAAUUUCAGCUGGAGGAGUCAACUUCCUUCGUGGCAAACAUUUUCAAGGGAAAAAUCGUCGCAAACAACAUGUUCCCCUUCCCGUCAGUUCUCAGUGAGGAGCAGACUUGGUUCCUGAAGACUCUGUAUGAGCCCUGCAACCGCUUUUUUGAGGAGGUUAAUGACCCGACUUGGAAUGACAAAAAUGAAAAAGUCCAGGCAAAAACCCUACAAGGGCUCAAAGAGCUGAAAAUGUUUGGGUUACAGGUGCCUGAAAAACUAGGAGGCGCGGGGCUCACAAACACCCAGUAUGCACGCAUGGUGGAGAUCCUGGGCUGGCAUGACCUGGCCGUGGGCGUCACUCUCGGGGCCCAUCAGUCCAGUGGCUUGAAGGGGAUCCUGCUGUUUGGAGAUGAGCACCAGAAGGAGAAAUACCUGCCUCACCUGGCCUCUGGGAGGUCUCUGGCGGCUUUCUGCCUGACGGAGCCAACCAGCGGCUCGGAUGCAGCCUCCAUCCGGACCACGGCAGAGGUCAGCCAGUGUGGGAAAUUCUAUACCCUGAACGGUAGCAAGAUGUGGAUCAGCAACGGCGGGCUAGCCGAUGUCUUCACGGUAUUUGCCAAGACAAAAGUGAAGGACGUGACCACAGGCGAAGAACGUGGAAAAAUCUCGGCCUUCAUCGUAGAAAAAGGGUUUGAGGGCGUGGCCAGUGGUCCACCAGAGGAAAAGAUGGGCAUCAAGGCCUCCAACACCACCUCAGUCUCCUUCGACAAUGUGAACGUGCCCACUGAAAAUGUGCUGGGGGGCUUUGGGAAUGGCUUCAAGGUCGCCAUGAACAUUCUCAACAAUAGCCGCUUUGGGACAGUCUCUGCCCUGGCGGGUACCAUGCGUAGAGUGAUCAAGAAAGCGGCUAACCAUGCUGCCAAACGGAAACAGUUUGGGAAAGAAAUAGGCAAUUAUGGGAUCAUCCAGGACAAGCUGGCCCUCAUGGCCAUGUAUCACUAUGUCACCGAGUCAAUGGUUUACAUGAUCAGUGGGAACAUGGACAUGAAAGUCUCAGAUUUCCAUCUGGAAGUGGCCAUCAGCAAGAUUUUUGCUUCCGAGGCUGCCUGGGAAAUCACUGAUGAGUGCAUUCAGAUCCUCGGAGGAGCUGGCUACAUGAAGAAAGCCGGCGUGGAGCGGAUCAUGAGGGAUCUUCGAAUCUUCCGCAUUCUCGAGGGUACCAACGACAACCUCCGGAUAUUCAUAGCUUUGGCGGGUCUGCAGCACGCGGGGGCCCAAUUACAGGAGCUUCAACACACCUUGGAAGAUCCCUUGAACAACUCUUCCUUCCUUUUCACUGAACUUGGCCUCAGAGCGAAACGCAUAAUAGGGAUACCAACAGGCAUUUCCCUUGAUGGAGUGGUCAGUGAGCACCUGCUGGACUCUGCGAGCCUGGUGACCAAAUGUGUGGACUUGCUUUCAGAGGCUGUUGAACACCUGCUCUUAAAAUUUGGCACCCAAGUGACCCAUCAGCAGUUUCACUUGAAGAGGAUAGCAGAUACAGCUAUUGACAUCUACUCUAUGGGGGUCGUGCUUUCCAGGGCAACGCAUUCACUGAACCACAACCUCCCUUCAGCCUUACAUGAGAAGCUGCUGUGUGAGUCCUGGUGCUAUAAGGCCUCUGAACGUGUCCGAUGGAAUCUCAAGGCGGUGAAAGCCUCGAGUUGGAAUUGCUACUACCAGAACAUGAAGUCUAUCGCUGACGCAGUUGUGAGGACUGGAGGAGUCCUAUAUCCUCGCCCCAUGGGCUUCUGAAAAAGGAUUCAUUUCCCGAAGUGCACCUGAGGCUGGACUCCACCCAAGCACUUAAAGAAGCUAGCUAUAUAAUAAAAUUACAGGUUCUUAUCUAGGCCAUUGGCUGUGAAAAACUGAAGCUCAAAAUCCGGACUGCGGUGCUCAAGUCUUGGGCUUUCUGGGUGUUCCCGCUCAACAAGCCCCUCACUUGGAAAGCACUGUACUAGGUGCUGCAAAAUGCCUUGGAGGAGCUGAAAAUGAGGACAUUUCUUGGAUUCAUUUUGCCUCUAAGCAAAGUUUCCUUUGGGAACAUUAGAAUUUGACUCAUAUCUGGAUUUCUAAAACAAAAAAGAGCCCUUAGCUCCCAUGCAAGCACUCAGGCUGACAAAGCAUUAAAUAGAGGACAGGCUUUAUUUAGCCCAACAAAAAAAUGCACAGGAUUCAACACUCAAACAUAGAAAUUGGCCAGACAACUCUCCUACCCCAUCUGAUUUGUCCACCUUCCUCAGGUAUUUUGAAUGGUGAUCAGGGCUUAGGGUCUUACCGUGGGGUUGAGGUCCCCCUAAAAAGGGAAAGAGCUCGUGAUUGCUCAGGAUUAAAUUAAUCUUCUGUUGAGCUGCACCUCUCAGGGAUUUCCUGCGUCACCCGGAUUUAAAGUAGCACCCUGAAUGGAGCACUUCCCCCAUAAUGGAGAAGAACACUCAGGGUCCCCUAGGUCAGCCCCUUCCCCUUGACCUGCACAGCGCUCAGGAAAGACAAGAGGAGUUGCUGCUCCUCACUGAGGCUCUGUAUUGUGUCUCACUGCGGCUCCAAUGCCCACUUAGUCUCAGAGGCCUUCUCUUUGGUCCAGGGACUCCUCUUCCCCACCUGCCACAGAAACAAGCCACGGGGUGUAUCUCUGCAGCCUCCCACUGGUCUCUCUCCCUCUCUCGCCUCCAGUCUUCAGCUCCCAAGAGUAUGGCUCAGGCACGAGAGAGGCAGCACGGGGGAAGAGCGCUGAGACUAGAGUCGGAUGGUGCUGCCUCAGCCCCUGCUUCUGCCUCUGGGCUCUCAGGCAGCAGGAGCAGGUUCGGGCUCAGAUCCACCUGCAAGGCCUAGAGCACGUGACAUCAUUAACCUCUGGGACCUUCGUUUCCUCCUCUGAAAAUGAAGGCAUAGAUGAGUUGUCUUCUGAGGUCCUUCCAGUCUGGAUCUGCACAUGACCUCUCCAGACCUCUGCUUCCUCACCUGUCAAGUGGAGGUGGGGGGGUAUCAGACAGCGCACACUUAUAUAGCGCCUUCAGUUACAAAGAUGAUCUCUGAGGUUCCUUUCCCUUAGAUCCAUGGCUCUAAGCCCUCUCGGCCUCAGUUUCCUCAUCUGUAAAGUGGGGGGUGAGAGCAGGGAAGACUAGAAGACCUCUGAGUCCCUCUCAGCUCUCUCAGUGUCUGACGCUGCUUUCCUUCACUUUGUCUCCCCAACAACAUGAUGGGACCAAGCCUGAAGCAUCCCUCCUCCCCUGCCCUCGGGCUGUGACCCACAGGAGUUCAGCUCCUACAGGCCCCUCUCUGAGGGUCGCUGGCCUCAAAUCCCUUGCAGGAUUCCAGAGACCACCAGAGGAUUCUCUGGCCUCCAUUGUUCCACUGGCCAACAAAGAGCCCCACACGGCUCGACUCUGAAAAUAAAAGUGCCUUCUCCAGAGGCCGAGGGACGGAGGGGCCCCACGGAAGCUGCCAAGGCCUCGUCCCUCCUGAUCAGCAGGUUCUCUUUUGUCCAGAAGAACUGAGGGCUCUUUGAGGGCCCCUGAGGAUGCAGACACUGGAGCCCUGUGAGGGAUGUGCCCUGCCCGGGACGCCCCUGCACACUGGGCCAUUCUCUGAG
Vombatus ursinus (common wombat) is the source of this 3865-nucleotide messenger RNA. RefSeq names its product very long-chain specific acyl-CoA dehydrogenase, mitochondrial-like. Gene Ontology annotation, molecular function: very-long-chain fatty acyl-CoA dehydrogenase activity; fatty-acyl-CoA binding; flavin adenine dinucleotide binding. The coding region runs from base 1 to 2028 and encodes 675 amino acids. NCBI's taxonomy places the organism in Eukaryota, Metazoa, Chordata, Mammalia, Diprotodontia, Vombatidae. The transcript is spliced from 18 exons. The record is from RefSeq and is a predicted model, not a curated record.